AUUUCUUUUCCCAAAAAUAACAUGAGUGAGGAACACGAAAAAAGCACAGUCUUGAUCAGAAAGCACAACCGUGGUGAUCACUCUAGCCAACAUUAUGAGAUAUGCCCUAUUUGCUAUACUCGGCCAGGUAUGCCACUUGUGCCUCCUCUCAACUUUGCUAUGAUUGCAUCUGGUGUUUAUAGAUCAGGUCAUCCCAACAAGCAGAACUUUGCAUUCCUUAGAAAACUAGGACUUAAGACUAUACUAUAUUUUGCCAUGGAAGAAUAUCCUUCAGAAAUGCAACACUUUGUUGAACAAGAAGGAAUUGAAGUAUUGCAUUAUCGUACAGAAGGCAACAAAGAACCCUUUGUGGAAGUGAAUCCAGAAGACAUUUCACAUGCAUUAGUCAAACUAUUAGACAAAAGAAGUCAUCCAGUGCUUAUUCAUUGCUUAAAGGGAAAACAUCGUAUAGGGUGUUUAGUAGGUUGUCUAAGGAAGAUACAGAAUUGGUCAAUGACUUCAAUAUUCGACGAAUACAGAAAAUUUGCAGAUACAAAAGUAUUAGCUGAUCAAGAAUUUAUAGAGACAUUUGAUCAUGAAUUAGUGCCGUAUGAUCAGAGAUAUCGACCAAAAUGGCUGUAGUUAAUUUCUCAUUUAUCAAUGACUGAUAAUUUGCUAUAAAGUACUCUGAUUCUUUUGAAAAGUAAAAUCAAAAGACAAAGACCAAUUUUCUGUCUAAUAUGGAUUCACCACUGUUUGCAGACAAAUUCUUAUUCGUCUAAACAAAGUCCCGAUUGUCCUAUUUCCAGUUAAGAGUCUUUCAGUGC
Gilbertella persicaria is the source of this 806-nucleotide messenger RNA. RefSeq names its product protein-tyrosine phosphatase. Gene Ontology annotation, biological process: protein dephosphorylation. Gene Ontology annotation, molecular function: phosphatase activity. The transcript is spliced from 5 exons. The record is from RefSeq and is a predicted model, not a curated record. The coding region runs from base 22 to 621 and encodes 199 amino acids. Lineage: Eukaryota; Fungi; Mucoromycota; Mucoromycetes; Mucorales; Choanephoraceae. Gene Ontology annotation, cellular component: cytoplasm.